Molecule: messenger RNA, 2091 nt
Organism: Cuscuta epithymum
Lineage: Eukaryota; Viridiplantae; Streptophyta; Magnoliopsida; Solanales; Convolvulaceae
Source: the annotation of a GenBank genome assembly
AGUUUUCCUUUAUAGUUCAGAUGGAUUUGGGGGCAUCGGGGUUUGUUUUUCCUUUGAAAACUAACAGAAAGAUGGAAACUUCUGAUGACGACGUUGCUGAAGUAUCUUCUGACAAUCGAUACGUUCGGUAUAAUGAAAUCUUGGGAAGAGGAGCAUUUAAGAUUGUCUAUAAAGCGUUCGAUGAAAUGGAAGGAAUUGAGGUUGCUUGGAACCAAGUCAGUAUUGAUGAGGCAAUGCAGUCAUGUGCAAAUAUGGAGAGGUUAUAUUCUGAGGUUCACCUGUUGAGGACAUUGAAACAUGAGAACAUCAUAAAGUCACUUGACUCCUGGGUUGAUGAUCAGAACAAAACAAUUAAUAUUAUCACAGAGUUAUUCACUUCUGGAAGCUUGAGGCAAUAUCGAAGGAAACAUAAGGCUGCUGACAUAAAGGCCAUCAAGAAUUGGGCUAGGCAAAUUCUUAAAGGCUUAAAUUAUCUCCACAGUCACAACCCACCUAUCAUUCAUAGAGACCUCAAGUGUGAUAAUAUAUUCAUCAAUGGGAAUCAUGGUGAAGUUAAAAUAGGAGAUCUAGGAUUGGCUACAAUAAUGCAACAACCUACUGCAAAAAGUGUUAUUGGAACUCCUGAGUUCAUGGCACCUGAGCUUUAUGAUGAAGAGUACAAUGAACUUGUUGACAUUUAUUCAUUUGGUAUGUGCUUGUUAGAGCUCAUAACACUUGAAUAUCCCUACAGUGAGUGCAGAAAUCAAGCACAAAUCUAUAAAAAGGUUACUUCGGGUAUAAAACCUGCAGCUUUGGAUAAAAUUGUGGAUCCUGAAUUAAGGCAGUUCAUACAGAAGUGCUUGGUACCAGCAUCUGAACGUUUAAGCGCUUCACAGCUUUUGAAAGAUCCAUUUCUUUCAUGCGCCACUACUAGUUCAAAGGAACCCCUGCCCGACGUCAUGCAGAACUCAAAUGUAAUGUCGAAGUCUGACACUCUCUCAAUGGAAAUAGACCCCACCUCUAGAAAGUUAUCCAAUGUUGCUUAUGUAGAAAGCAUGACUGAAAUUCCCCAAACUUCCGAGUUUCUAAGAUACAAUGGGAAAAACGAGUUUCAGUUGAGAGGGGAGAAAAAUGAUGAAAGUUCCAUUUCCUUCAGUCUGCGCAUUACUGACAAUAAUGGUAAAGUGAGGAAUAUCCAUUUCAUGUUUUACCUUGAUCACGACACUACUGUCUCAAUUGUUGAGGAGAUGGUUGAACAACUUGAGUUGCCAAAUGAAGAUGUGGCCUUAAUAGCCGAUAUGAUUGAUUGCUUAGCUUCAAAAAUUGUACCAAGUUGGAAACCCUCAUCAGGAACUGGCCAAGAAUCUACUGAGCAGCAGCGUAUCUUUUCUCAUUCACCGUCAGAAGGAGGGAAUAAUAUUAACAAUAUUGAAGAGUUAUUCAAGGUGAAGUUAUCUUCUUUACAUGAUGAUGGAGUAUCAACCACACUUAGUGAGCAUAAAAAAUACUUAACAUCGAUCUCCUCAACUGGGUCAUGGGAUGCCAUAUCUAAUGAUAUGAAUGGUGUGUGUGUUUCCUCGCUCUCUGUAGCUGACAUGGAUGAUGGUAAAGAACAAUGUUAUGAUCUAAAGAUGGAGAUUGAUGCCAUUGACAUGCAUUAUCAUCAAUGCUGUCGAGAACUUAUGCGGAUGAGGGAGGAGGCAAUUGAAAGUGCUAAACGGAAAUGGAUCGCAAAAAAGAUUUGUGCCACUUGAUGUGAUGCCUUCAUUCGUACUAGAGUUUGUGUAGUUUGUGUUACUUCUGUUGGUUUUCUUUCUACGAAAAGGAGGAAAUAUUUUUGCUUCCUCCUGAUUAUACAAAUUGUUGUGUUUUAUUUUCGCCUACCGCCCCGUGCCUCCCAAAUUUGUUUAAAAAAAUAUAGAGUAUAUACUUGUUUUUGCCAUUAUUGACAAUUGGCAGUUAGUUUUUUCAAGAGAAUGAGAAUGUUCUCUCAAACUAUAUUUAAUUGUAUGUGUACAUAAAUAAACAUUUUCAAGUUUUCACUUCAAAUAAUUUGUAUUUUGUAUGGAAACCGUUUCUCACUUUAUUUAACUGGAUUUGAAUGUGCUUGUG